Pomacea canaliculata is the source of this 9194-nucleotide messenger RNA. RefSeq names its product multidrug resistance-associated protein 4-like. Bases 634 to 5370 code for a protein of 1578 amino acids. Gene Ontology annotation, biological process: transmembrane transport. Gene Ontology annotation, molecular function: ABC-type transporter activity; ATP binding; ATP hydrolysis activity. The record is from RefSeq and is a predicted model, not a curated record. NCBI's taxonomy places the organism in Eukaryota, Metazoa, Mollusca, Gastropoda, Architaenioglossa, Ampullariidae. The transcript has 28 exons. Gene Ontology annotation, cellular component: membrane.
UGCGUUGUAUGUAUGCAUGCAGCGUAUAAAUCCACAGGUGUGUUUAGUGCGCGUGUUAAUGAUAUUAUUCCCGUCAUAGCGUGUGUUGCGCCUAUACGUUUUCUUCUCUCAUUCCCCGCGCACGAGCGAACGCGUGACUGCCUUUCCCUGAUUACAAAGAUCGAACAUGGGAUCUCAAUAUACUGCUGUAAAAUUAAUUGCACAAUAAGCUAAAUUUCAUGCUUCUUUCGAUUUUUUUUUUUCGUCAGGAAUCGUUGUUAUGAUAUAUUUUAUUAUUGCAGUGGGCUGGCGAUCACGCAGGUAGCCAAGUGCGGUGUUUUCAUUCCAACUCGGUGUCGUCUACAGGCGGUCGUCCACUUGUCACCAGUCGCCAACUUCCGCCUUCUGCGCCUUUUCCCUUUCACCUUCCUCUUUCUCUGGCUUAGAGACGGUGUACAACAAGGACCGAGUCUGAUAUAUUUGCAGCUGACUGGACUGGCAGGUGUGCCAUUUUGUUCUUGUGUGACAGACGAUGAGAUUAUCAUCUGUUCCGUGUUAAUCGCAAAUGGAUCAGCGCAGCUCAAACAGUCAAGUGGCUCCAAGUGAUGAAUGGCUGUCGUCUGCUUGACCUGACAAGUGGCAGGGAUUGCCACGAUGUCGAGAAGACAGUCCAAGCUUUGUCUUUUUGACCAGGCGAACAUCUUAUCGAAGCUGACCUUUUGGUGGCUUCACCGGUUGGCUGGCAGAGACUGUGUGCAGCUGGCUCACACCUGUAGCACCUUUGAUGUGCCCACUUCAGACGAAGCUGACUUGCUGGAGAAGAGGCUUGACCGGCAAUGGAAGAAAGAACUAAAAAGGUACUCAAGUGGAGACACAGCAAACUUGAUGAGAGCCAUUCUUUCAACAUUUUUACUACAAUGGCUUCUCCCUGCAAUCUUCUUUCUUUUGGCAGAAGCUUCAAGAGUUGCUCAGCCUGUGCUGCUUGGCUUCUUAAUUGGUCACAUCAGUGAGCCUCAUUUUGAGAAGACCACAGCAUAUCUCUAUGGGUUUGGACUGGGCAGCUUACUUUUCUUGCACGUGGCCUUCUCCACUGUAUACAUUUUCCUACAAAAUCAUGUUGCACUGAAAAUGAAAACUGGCCUGGAGGCCCUUAUUUACCGAAAAAUUAUCUCCCUCAGCAGUGAGGCGGCAUUGCAAACGUCUCCAGCAAUGGUAACAGAGCAGUUGUCCAUUGAUACUUCCAUCUUUUUAGGAGCACUGGAACAUAUCCAUGGUCUCUGGCUGGGUCCUGUGGAGAUUGGUGUUCUUAUCUAUUUACUGUUUAUGCAACUUGGGGAUCUGAGCUUGUAUAUUCUUGGCUUUGUGGUUGGUAUUGUUGUACUGCAGGCAGUCGUGGAAGUGGCAUCAUCAAAACUCAGAAAUGGAAGUAUUCUCUUAUCGCAAGAACGAAGCCAGGUCACAGAGAAGGUCAUAUCAGCCAUGUUACAAGUGAAGCUGUUAUGUUUGGAAACAAGCCUCACACACCUUAUUACCUCUCUUAGAAGCAAAGAGGUCAGUCAGCUGAGAGGACACACAUUUCUGCGGGGUGUUCUGUCCUGUAUUCUUGGUCUGGUCGCAAGGCUGAUGUUGCUGAUGUUGAUUCUUCUUGUCGUGGGUACCAUGAAACCCCUCACUCUACAAGUGGUUUUCACUUCUCUGGCAUUGCUGGAUGUGUUAACAUGGUGUCUUUACCAUUUUCCUGUCAAAGGUGUCGUGGAUCUUCUCAACUUGAGCAAGGCUUUGAAAAAAUCACAAGAGUUUCUGUUGCUUGAUGAAGAAAAGGAGCAAAUCAAAGAUUUGCGCUUGCAUCGCAAAGUCAGCUACCGAAACGAACCUUUUGUGGAUUGGGCAGUUGAUAUUGAUCACAUGACAGCUCGCUGGCCACUUGUGUACACAACAGAACGGAAAAUGCUGCAUAAACGACGUGUGCGCGACAGCACCAGUUCCACAAAAAGCUUACUGCAUGAGAGUGAUGUUGAGCAUGCCUUUUCUUUGAAAUAUCUUUCUUUGCAAGUGAAAAAGGGAGAACUUUUAGCUGUGGUUGGAUCGCCUAACUCUGGAAAAACCUCACUCUUGAUGACUUUGUUAGGAGAGCUUCCUUAUGAAAUUGGGCAGAUUUCUGUUAGUGGACGUGUUUCAUAUUCCCCUCAGUACCCUUGGGUCUUCUCUGGCAGUCUGCGUGAAAAUAUAAUCUUUGGAAAUGCUUAUGAUGAAGCAAGAUACCAGGCAGUCAUUCAAGCUUGCUCAUUGUCAAGACUGCUACGACUAUUACCUGAAGGGGACACAACUCAGAUAGGAAAGUAUGGGUUGCACCUCAGUAUGGGAUACCAGACCAAAAUUACUGUAGCAAGAGCUGUUUACCACAAUGCUGAUAUCUACCUACUGGAUGAUAUUUUGAGUGCUGCUGACAGUCAGGCAAGACAGGAUGUUUUCGACAGGUGUAUUUGUGGAAUACUUCAGUCCAAGACUCGUAUUUUGGUGACAAGCAAUCCACAGUAUUUAAAAGCUGCAGAUCGCAUUGUCAUUCUUCGAGAGGGUUCCUUGUUUGAUGUUGGAUCAUAUGAGGAACUGCAAAGUCGGGAAGUAGACAUGAAAGAGUUUGUGAACUCUGACCAGAGACAGAAUUUUCAUAGGAUACAGAUUGAAGCAGAAGAGGAAGAAUUCCAUGUCAAGCUGAAGAUGUGGUAUGGAAAAAACAACACAGCAGAAGCUGAGACAGCAUGUACGCAGUCAAAUGCUUGCACAUUUCUUGCUUUUCUGAGUGGAAAGACCAUUUGCAUGGCUCUGCCAUUUGUUGUGCUACUUUGCCUUUCUGGACAGAUGCUGUUAUCAGCUUCAGACUGGAUGUUGUCCAGCUGGAUGGAGAGACAGAACCUGUCAUACACACCAGAGGUUGUGACCCCAGUAGCCAUGGACAGUCAGCUGCUUGUAUACGUCAUUCUACUAGCUGUAGGUGUGGGAGUUGCUUUGAUGUUCAUGGUAGGCAUAACACAGCUGUGUACAACCUGCUCAGACUUCCUUCAUAGCAGAAUGUUAACUUCACUGUUUGGAGCAAAAAUCAAACACUUUAGCCUGUAUGCUGCAGAUGGGAUAUUGUUGGCGUUUACCCAUCAUCUGGCAUUCAUUGAUACCUAUGUGCCGUCUCUGGUUUAUUUGACUGCUGAGACUUGUCUACGUGUGCUUGCACCAGUUGUUCUCACAUGUGUUGUCAACCCCUGGCUAGUUUUGGCUGUAGUACCUCUUCUGGUAUGCAUGGUGAUUUUACAUGUGUUUGGAGGCUAUAUGCUGCAGGGAAUCCGAAAACUCAAAUUUUCAGCAACAGAACCAGUGCUUGUGAAUGUGAUGGAUAGUUUGAAAGGUCUUCAGACAAUUCGUGCCUUCAAGUGUCAAGAACUCUUCAUAGAAACUUUUGAUGCACAUUUAAACCAGCUAACAUGGGCAAACUUCUUGGGGGUGUGUAUCCGCUGCUGCAUGUCCUUCUACUCAGCCUUCACUCUUGUUGUCUACAGCAGCAUUGUCAUCUACCUCAGCAUUUUUCUCACAGAAAGCUUGAGCCAGGGGCCUUUGGCAUUGUCACUUGCUUACUGUGUCACCAUCAUCCUGCCCACACAGUUUCUUAUUGAACAGUCAGCGGAAUUGCACAAUUGUGUGGUAUCAAUCAGCCAGGCUCUGUCAGUCAUCAAACUAGAGCAAGACCUGCCAAGAUUUUCUGACAAACCUCCACCAGAUGGUUGGCCCAAUCAAGGCUCCAUCACGUUCAGUAGCACAAACCUGCUAUCUGGCCCACAGGGAGUGGUUAUCCUCCAAGACAUUAACAUCCACAUCAAGAGCAAGGAGAAGAUAGGGGUCGUAGGUGAGCCUGGUUCUGGGAAAUACUCUCUCAUUGCUGCUUUGCUUCGGCUUGGACAUGUUCAGGGCAUGAUUUUUAUUGAUGGUUUUGAUGUUCUGAAGAUUGGGCUACAGGAGCUAAGAAGAAACAUCACAGUUAUAUCAAAGGAUCCCGUUUUGUUCCCUGGUACUAUUCGCCAAAACUUAGAUCCCAGUGACCUAUUCUCAGAUGACCAGCUGUGGGCAGCUCUUGGACGUGUUGAACUCCGUGAUAAAAUACAAGGAAUAAAGGGGGGAUUGUCAGCAGAAGCUGAUGAUGUCCCCUGCUUUUUGGAUGUAGGUCACAAGCAGUUGCUGUACAUGGCAAGAGCCCUACUGAAACAGACGAAGAUUGUGGUUCUGGAGGAAGCAGCAGUCUCCGCGGAUACCAGAGUUUACGACCAAAUUCAGAGAAUUUUGCGAGCCAGAUUCCUUGAGUAUACAGUUUUGAUAGUCACACACCGGAUAGUCUCUGUGAUGGACUGUGACAGGGUGAUGGUGUUCAGUGAUGGAAGAGUGGUGGAGUUUGACACAUCUUAUGCCCUACUGAAGCUUGAAAAUGGCUAUUUUACACGCCUUGUAGACCAAACAGGUAAGCGCCAGUCUCGACAGCUGCGAGAACUUGCAGAACUGUCGCAUCAGCAACGUGCAUCUGCUAAUCUCAUGUUGGAACAUGCAGUCUUCAUGGCCACUGAGCAGCUCCAAGCAAGCAUGGAAGAUCUGAACAAUGCGAACAGCUUUCCCCCUGGUUCCUUAGCGUGGAGCCACGUUGCCAAACUAAGCCAAAGCCAGGAUUCACUGGAAAAAGCCUAUAGCGAUUGGGGAAGUCGUGGUGACAUUCGUGAAGAACAGGAUGAGCAGGAAAAGGUGGAGUCACCAACUAAACGUCUUCCACAAACUUCACUGGCUCCUUCCCAAAAAAUAAUCAACCGCCGUCGACAUAAUCCAAAUCGAAUCAGAUGGUCAAGAGAUGACAACAGGGAGAAGAAUGAGGAAGAUUUGAAGGACAUUCGUGAAACUGCAGAAAGUAAAGAGGAAAUGCCUUUGCUAAACUAUCAUUCUGCACCGAGGACACUGACCAGACACCCUAAUGACAGUAACAGCACAACAGACACCAUGGAUGCUGGACCCAUUGUGGCUUAUACAGCCUCACCUAAGCCACGCUUGAAGCUUCCUCAGCAGAAGAGAAUGUCAGAUCAUCCAACAGCAGCUAAUGGUACAAAUAGUGGUGCUGCCAAGGUGCUUGAGACAGAUCAAAAGAUCCCUCCUGCCCCGCAGAGAAAUUGUCCGCCUUUACCGUCUCGCAGAGGAGCAGAUCAGGCCGUAGUGUCACAGAUGCAAACAAAGAUGAUUAAGAUGGGCAAUCCAGCUGAAGCAACAGGUAGAAAAGUGCAUGUACGGCAGCCUCGAGCAAGAUUACAAACAGAUGAAAAAGAGAGUGUAGCUGGAAAGACAGAAGAAUCUGAAAAGAUCAUCUACUGCUGAGAGACUACUUUUAUUGAUUUUAUCCCUUGUGUGACAACAAUAUUAAUAUUGUCAUUUUCAGGGAAUGGGAUUUUUAGCUGUCAGCCAAAUUUGCAGCUGUGUCAUGUCAUUAUCUCACUUGUGUGUGCAUUAUCUCCUCUUGUACAUUAUGUGAACAUCAGUUAAUGCAUAUAGGUUUUUGCACGUGCAUGUGCAUACAUACGUGCAUGUGCAUGAUUGUGUGUAAAUGCAUGUAUACAGGCAUGUUUGGGGCUGCGAAUGUCAGAGUGAAUAUUCUGAGAUUGACAUAUGUCAUUUUUUUUUACCUUUUAUAUAUAUAUUUUUUUCAGUUGUGGAUGACACAUAUCAUGUGGGGGCAUACUUUCUUUUCUAAACCACUUGAGACAUAUCAUAUAUGAAUCUACAUUUUGUGAUCUUUUAAUUUGAAACAUUCCAGAUUUUUGUACUAUUCUAUUUUUACAAUGUAUGUUGUUAUUUUGCUACCAAAAUAAAAAUCAUUUAACAAUUCAAACACCAAAAGAAUCUAUGUUAUUGCAAAAAAUAAAAGCUCAAAUAAAACUUUUAUAAAAUAAAAACAACCUUGCAGUAAUGGGGUAAUGUUUGGGACUCUAAACCCUAUUAUAUUACAUUAUAUUGUCUGACAGGAACAAUUUUAGCAAUUAACAUCACAGAAUAUGUUGGAGUUUGUUUAGCCAAAAUUAUGAUGUCAUGGUAUGUGAGCAACAAGCACCUGAGUAAAUUUCUGAGCCUCUAGCAGGUAAGUUGGCUACUGACCUAAAUUCUGUCAUUGUAUCCAAUGUCUAGAGUAAGGUAAUGUUAUAAAACUUUAAGGUUUGAAUAGAGAGGUCAAGAGUAUAUUUCAAAGAUUUUAAAAUUAUGCAUUUUCCACAGACAUGACUUCUUUAGUGAAGUAAAAAAAAAAAAACAAAAACAACGAAUAAUCAUCUCUAGCCUUUCUACUUUUAGUUAUUGAAGCAACAUCCUAAAGGAUAGAAAAUCAAAAUUACUGUCUUUGAAAAACAGAUAACUAUAUAGAGAGUUUUAAUCCUACAUAGUUGAUGACGACAGUGCAUAUUUCUCAUGAAAAUAGGUUAUACAACUUAAGUCUCAUGGCAUAAUAUGUGCAGUUUACUUUCUAAAUUUAAAUUAGACAAGAUUUUGUAUUUUCAAAAUCUGAGGCUUGCAUCUUCAUAUGUAGAUUGCAUAACCAUGAUGUUUAGUGUGUGUUGUGUUAGAAAAAUACCCUGAUCUCUGACAGAUGCUCAGAGAUGAUCGGUUUAUAAUUUCUUUUCCUACAACUAUGGUGACAUAUAAAAGGCACAGUGUGGUUAGUACAAAAAUGGGUCUUCUUAUAUAUUGCUACAUUUCCUUAUAUACAAUAAGAAAGGUCAGUUGCAUCCUUCAUACCUGCAGUAGAUUUCCAUCCAUUCCUUAGAUUCAUCCAAUCACAACCAGGUGUGGAUGAAACAUUUUUCCAGGGUGUGGUGUAUUGCCAUGGGACUAAAUCAGUAUUUUAUGGUUGUGAUUUGUCUGCUGAUGAGCUUAUUAUUUAAUCAAAACAUUGUCAUUUUAAAUUAAUUCACAAUUCAGUGUUUUUUGAUUUGCAGAAUUUCAUGGUUUAUGCAUAAUUUUCUUCCUGCAGCACUGAUACAUGGUUGUGGUAGACUAAGCAGGAAGUUUUAACGAUUGACAUUCAUUCCCUUUAGCUCUGUUUCAUAUGUAUUACUAUUUGCAAUAGGCAGGAAAAUAGAAGUACAGUGGAAGAGCCUCAUGAAUAGUUUUAUUUGAGCGGGUAAUCUUAUGUGCCAUUUCUGCUUUAAAGAGUAUAAAUUUAUUUUGCCUUAUCACGGGACUUAAUCCUCUUUUGGUAUAAACUUCUAUACUUAAUUGAUGAUUUUUGUAUAUAAUCUUUGCAUUUAUUAUGAAAGGGAAAUUUUGUGAAAGUAAUCCAACUGUAAAAUGCAAGUGUAUUAUGCAGACAAUCUCAGGCAGUCCCCUUCAUCCAGGCUUCCCAUUUAUAAACCCACAAUCUUUGAACUGGUUGCCUUGAUUUUUGCCUUACAUUUAGUUUUUGCCAAAAGUGUUGUAAAAGGAGACAGACGAAGAAUGAUAAAGCCACCAUCUGCCUUAUCUGACUGUCCAUCUGUGUUCAUCUGCCAAAAUUUAUCAAACAUCAAGAUAGCAGAAUGACCAAAAUAGCCAGAUUUUUCCCUCUGUUGAUCAUUCUUUAUGGCAAAGUUAGCCAUUUGCUUCAACAAAUACACUUUAUUGCACCACUCAUUACAUAAACUUGAGUUUGUCACCAAUGCAGGGAUGUUGUGGGUUCAGAUCUCACCUCAGGCCUCUUUUAUUUUCUCUGCAUACGACACCUAUUUACACUGUCAGCUGCUUUGCCAUGAUUAGAUACUGGCCUGGAUAAAACUCCUCUGUACCCACUUUAUAUCCUACUUUACCUAGUGUCUUUGUUAGAGAUGCUGCAUCAAAAGUUUGCCAGUAGGGGUAAAGUAGGCAAGCAUGCCCCUAACCAUAUAAAAAAUGAUUUCCAUCUACAAACUUUAUUGAAACAUUGAUCUUGGAUGGUGGCAGUUUUUGGCAGCUAAUGUGAUCAUAGCAAGGUAUUACCAUGAACAGUGUCUCAGUGCUUUAAAAGCCCAUCUGCAAGAAUGUUAUAGUGCAUAGUGUUGUGACUGAAACUAAGAUUUUUUUGAAUUUAGAAAAGCAUGUUUUCAUCUGCAUUUCUCUUUAAUCCUUUAUUGUAAUAAAUGCUACAAUUUUAGCCGCCCUAAAAUAACUUUUACAUUCAUGCUACAUUUUCAUAUCUUGCAAAAGCCCUAAUAGUGUAGAAUGUUGCUCCUUUUGUUGGACAGGACAUUGUAAAAGGAUUCUACCAUUUCAUCUAAAGAUUAAUAUCCUCUCCUUUAUAUGUUAUUUGUGAAAACAGUAUUUUUGGAAUCUUUGCAGUCGUCAUACCUGUUCAUAUCACUGGUUUUUGUUUAGUUAUUUAUUUUUUAUUUUAUAAAGUACUGAUUUUAGCAUUUUAUUUGGGUAUAUUUAUGAACAAAGCGAUUUUAUGAUUUUUGUAUUUUUUGUACUUUAAGAGUAACAUGCUUUGAUUUAGAAAUGAAUUUGUAUUACCAAAGUUUGCAAACUUCAUCGGCAGAGAUCAUUUUCCUCUGCAUAACAUCUAAUUUUGUGUGAUCUUUGACCUAGAAAAAUUAUUCUUUUACAAAAUCUGCUGACUAUGCACUGAAGCAAAUCAUAUUUUGUGUGCAAAACAUUCACAAUUUACUACUUACAAUGGGUACUGCAGUAUCCUUGAGAAAGGCAAAAUUGAAUGGUGUGCCCAGAAAAAGGGAAGCAAUGAUUAAUGAAAUGACAAAUAUUUGGAAAAAAAACUUGGGGCCCUGUGCUCCACUGGGAGUUUUUAGGAACAAGAAGAAGUACUUCAAAAAUACAGAAGACGUUCAGCAUGUGCUUAAUCAGAAUCUGAAAACAUGCUGCAAAAUCAGUUUUCAAAAGAUGGUCAUUUAGUUAUAGGAACAAAAUAUUCAGAAUCACUUCUUCAUUUGUCUGAAAGUUUUGCAUACUUUUAUAUUUUUCAACUGAACAUUCUUUGUGCUUGAAAUAUAACUGUUUCACUCAAGGGUUAUAAUGAUGAAAAAAAAAUGAUUUUGAUGUAAAACUGAAUUUACCCAGAUGCUUACUUUUUUUCAUCAACACAAAUGAAGUUACACUGUGAACAAAUGACUCAUGUACUCUGAUAUUAAAAGUAUUGUGCAAUGCCUGUUGUAAACCAGCUUUAUAAAGAAGAACCAGAAACUAUC